UUUACUCAAUAAGUAGACAUACAUUUAUUAGAUUUUCUUGGAAAAUAAUUUUAUUUAUAAUUUUCAUAGACAUAUUUUGCUUCAUGUGUGGAAAUAUACACAUACAUACAUACUUAUGUCUGCGAUCGAAAAUACUUUAAUAAUUAUAAAACCAAAUUUGUUGUCAAAUAAAAAUUGUAUACUCCAAUUAUUGCAUUUAAAUGGAUUCCGUAUGACUCAUCGUAAAACAAUUUGUUGCUCGCCAGAACAAGCUGCUGAAUUUUACAAGGAGUUGGAGAAUACGGAUAAAUAUUUUGCCAUCAAAGUUAUGGCGUUAUCAAACCAGCCAUCUGAAGCCGUUGUUCUUAACAGAUAUAAUGCAGUCAAUGUUCUUCAAUCUCUAAUGAAGCUUCCAAGUUUUUCGCAUUAUUUUUGCAAUCCUGCAUCUGGGGACAGAAUUCAUGCAAGUUAUUCAAAGGAAAACGCAAUCAAUGAAAUAAAAUAUAUUUUUCCAAACGUCGUAAUAGAACCGUCCCGGAAAUAUAACUUCCGCUCUUAUUGUGAUAGAACGAAAUUGACAAAACUUGUGGUGGGAGGUAUUGUUAAUGCUUUCCGGAGUGGAAUAGAAAGCCCUAGACAAUGUUUGCCUAAUUUACUUUCUGAGCCUACUGAUGAACUCAAUUUCAACCAAUGUUAAAUAAAAAUAUGUAGCUAUUGA
Molecule: messenger RNA, 697 nt
Organism: Eupeodes corollae
Lineage: Eukaryota; Metazoa; Arthropoda; Insecta; Diptera; Syrphidae
Product: nucleoside diphosphate kinase homolog 5
Exons: 3
Coding region: 116-676 (186 amino acids)
Biological process (GO): negative regulation of oxidative stress-induced intrinsic apoptotic signaling pathway
Source: RefSeq, a predicted model, not a curated record